Dichomitus squalens LYAD-421 SS1 is the source of this 1245-nucleotide messenger RNA. RefSeq lists its product as uncharacterized. The transcript has 3 exons. The record is from RefSeq and is a predicted model, not a curated record. Lineage: Eukaryota; Fungi; Basidiomycota; Agaricomycetes; Polyporales; Polyporaceae. Bases 1 to 1245 code for a protein of 414 amino acids.
AUGCCCGCCUGGCCCGACAUCCUCUCCAAGUACAACAUCCUCCUCUCCCAGUCCCACAACCUCUCCAUGUCCCUCCUCGCCGCGCACAACACAGGUACCGCCCACAGCGCGCAGGGAAACCCGUAUGAGAAGAUCGCUGUCCACCCGCGUGUGGGCCUCACCGACGCGCAGCUCGACAACGAGCUCGUCCCGCUCCUCCGGAACAUCCAGACCACCGAGGUCCUCCGCGCCGAGUCCGACACCGUCCGUCACCUCGCAGAACACAUGGAGACGAAGGGCUCCCUGGAACGAGGCGCGAGAGCAUUGAGGGCAGCGGCGAUGGUGAGGGGGAGAAGCGUCUUCCUGGAUCUCCGUAUCUCCCUUAAUAUUCGUAUAACCACCAUGAACAUCCCCGGCCUUAACAUCCCAGGCAUACCCGCCACCGCCGCACCCGCGCCCGGCGAGGCAGCCAGCUCUGGCCUACCCUUCGACCUCCAAAGGCUCCCCGUCGGCCAACUCGAAUCUCUCCGCUUCAAGGCCAGCCAGAUAAUCGAGUCUAUACAGCUCCUCCAGCGCACAAUUGACAUGGGCGGCCAGAACGCCAUGCCCGCCUGGCCCGACAUCCUCUCCAAGUACAACAUCCUCCUCUCCCAGUCCCACAACCUCUCCAUGUCCCUCCUCGCCGCGCACAACACAGGUACCGCCCACAGCGCGCAGGGAAACCCGUAUGAGAAGAUCGCUGUCCACCCGCGUGUGGGCCUCACCGACGCGCAGCUCGACAACGAGCUCGUCCCGCUCCUCCGGAACAUCCAGACCACCGAGGUCCUCCGCGCCGAGUCCGACACCGUCCGUCACCUCGCAGAACACAUGGAGACGAAGGGCUCCCUGGGUAUGCUUGGGCACGCGCCGCGCACGGGGGGAAGGCCUCCCGAUUACGAGGACGUCCUGAGGGAGUGUGCGCAGAUCCGCGCUGAACACGACGAGCGCGUCGACCGCGCCACGCGUGCGGUCAUGCUCCUCCGCGACAAGUACGACUGGAAGGCGCGAGUUGCUGUCGAGCAGGAGGAGCCCGAAGAGCUCGAUUGGAACCCGGGGCUGCCUGACAACGGUGGGGCUCCCGAGUCGAGCGUAGACAGCGCUGACACUCCGAGCGGAAGGCAGAGCAACGAUAGCGAGGAGGAAGAGGAGCUGGAAGAGGUCCUAGGCAAUGGCGAGCAUACCCCGGAAGGAUCGCAAGGCCUCCCAACGCCGAUGGCUGACGGCUAG